CUGAGGGAACCCAGACCGGCUGACAGCAGGACCUGCAGGAACUGAUCAGACCAGCUGCUCAGACAUGGCCAGCUGCUCAGGAUGUGGACCGGGAUACCGCAGCCCGCUGGACGCCAUGAAGGGUCCUCGGGAGGAGAUCGUCUACCUGCCCUGCGUCUACCGCAACACCGACAUCCUGAAACCCGACUACCUGGCCACCGUCGACGUCGACCCAAAGUCUGCCACCUACUGCCAGGUGAUCCACCGGCUGCCGAUGCCGAACCUUCGUGACGAGCUGCAUCACACCGGCUGGAACGCCUGCAGCAGCUGCUUCGGAGACGCCUCCAAGAAGAGGAACCGUCUGAUUCUGCCGUCGCUCGUCUCCUCCAGAGUCUACGUGGUGGACGUCGGCACGAAUCCCAGAGCGCCGCAGAUUCACAAGAUGGUCGAACCUGUGGAUCUGUACUGGAAGUGUAACCUGGCGAACCCUCACACUUCUCACUGUCUGGGCAACGGUCAGAUCAUGAUCAGCUGUUUGGGAGACCCGUCUGGUAACGGCAAAGGUGGUUUCAUUCUGCUGGACGGUGAGACGUUCGAGGUGGUCGGUAACUGGGAGCACCCCGGUGACGCGGUGCCCUUUGGGUAUGACUUCUGGUACCAACCUCGACACAACGUGAUGAUCAGCACUGAAUGGGGGGCGCCAAAAGCUCUGGCUGGUGGUUUUAAUCCAGCCCACGUCAUGGAGGGUCACUAUGGCAGCGCCCUCCAUGUUUGGGACUGGACCACCCACAGGAGGCUGCAGACGCUCGACCUGGGUGAAGAGGGAGGUAUUCCUCUGGAGGUCCGGUUCCUCCACGACCCAGACGCCACCGAGGGCUACGUGGGCUGUGCUCUGCCCUCAACUGUCUUCAGGUUCUACAAAACACCGAAAGGUGACUGGGCUGCAGAGAAGGUGAUCAGUGUUCCCAGUAAGAAGGUGGAGGGAUGGAUGCUGCCUGAGAUGCCAGGACUGAUCACAGACAUCCUGAUAUCACUGGACGACCGUUUCCUCUACUUCAGUAAUUGGCUGCACGGGGACGUCAGACAGUAUGACAUCACAGACAGGAGGAAGCCCCGAUUGGUCGGCCAGGUGUUUCUGGGAGGAAGUAUCGUCAGUGAUGGACCAGUCAAAGUCCUGGAGGACCCUGAGAACCAGCCACAACCCCCCCCACGCAUCAUCAAGGGGAGGCGUGUCUACGGAGGUCCUCAGAUGUUGCAGUUGAGUUUGGACGGUCGGAGACUUUAUCUGACGACGUCUCUGUUCAGCAGCUGGGACAAACAGUUCUACCCUGACAUGGUCAAGGAGGGGUCGGUGAUGAUGCAGAUCGAUGUGAACUCUGUCAGCGGAGGUCUGUCCCUGAACAAGAACUUCCUGGUGGAUUUCGGUAAAGAACCCGACGGUCCGGUUCUGGCCCACGAGCUGAGAUACCCGGGAGGAGACUGUACGUCUGACAUCUGGGUGUAACUGGAUCAGACAGGAUGUUAAUAACUCCGUUAACACAGGGAGAGGUUUUUCUCUUUAAUGGUCCCAUCAAGAAAAAACUAUGAAAAAAUAUUUUUACUAAUAGGAAUCGUUUGUUUUUAACUCUGAGCCUUAAUGAACAGUCCAGACGUCACUUCACAGUAAAAGUUCAUUUUCUCAUUUCUGUGAAAUAAAUCAUCAAAUCAACUUUAAUUUGACUUUUCAAUGUAACAACAAAACUUAAUGGUCACAUGUAAAAGUACAAACAGACGCUUUAACAUCUGACGGGUAUUAAAGUACCAUAAACAACAAUUAACAAAUAUUACAAUCACUAAAGAAUGAUAACAAGAGCAGCAACAAUAACAAUCUUGCAGUUUAAUUAAUCGCAGAAAUCUAUCAACAAAAAUCACCCAUAAUGCAAUGUUAGGAGUGUGUGCUGGUGAAAUAAAAAACAGAUUAUAAAAACAUCUAAUAUCAACAUUAUUAAUAAUAAUAACAAUAAUAAUAAUAAUAAUAAUAAUAAUGAGAUAAAGAAAAGGAGAAAGUAAAUAAAUAAAAAUUAAUUUCCAGCAAAACUUUAAUGACACACAAUUUAAACCCAUGAAAUAAAAAAUAUUUUACAUUUAACAAUCAUGAAAUAUUCUUUAGACAAAUAAACAAAAAGAUUGUAUUGGUUGUAUCUAACAGAUAACACUGAUCAAUACUGUAACUGAACUGUGAUUAUUCCCAAGAUCAGCUGUUUGAUCCUGGAUUCACCUGAUGACUGGAUUCACAGUUUGUAACCAGGAAACUUUGACAUAAUCAUGUUCUGUAGGGACUCAUUAAUAUUCAGUGUCAUAUAUUACAGCAGGUGAAUAUUCAUGAGACUUUCUCCUUCACGUCAGCUUUGUUUUCUGUGUCAGUGAAAUUAAACUCACCUUUUUGACCUCA
Molecule: messenger RNA, 2410 nt
Organism: Seriola aureovittata
Lineage: Eukaryota; Metazoa; Chordata; Actinopteri; Carangiformes; Carangidae
Gene: selenbp1
Product: selenium binding protein 1
Exons: 12
Coding region: 65-1483 (472 amino acids)
Molecular function (GO): selenium binding; protein binding
Source: RefSeq, a predicted model, not a curated record